This is a messenger RNA of Heterocephalus glaber (naked mole-rat), 2425 nucleotides long. RefSeq names its product protein phosphatase 2 phosphatase activator (gene Ptpa). Gene Ontology annotation, cellular component: nucleus; protein phosphatase type 2A complex; cytoplasm. Gene Ontology annotation, biological process: mitotic spindle organization. The record is from RefSeq and is a predicted model, not a curated record. NCBI's taxonomy places the organism in Eukaryota, Metazoa, Chordata, Mammalia, Rodentia, Bathyergidae. Gene Ontology annotation, molecular function: peptidyl-prolyl cis-trans isomerase activity; protein tyrosine phosphatase activator activity.
UCCCGGCGUGCCUCGCGCCGGCGUGGCGGCCGUCUUUGGAGGGGUGACUUCAGCUCUCCCUUUUCGGUGGUAGCCAGCCGGUGCUCAUUGUUCUUCCGCGAGCUCGGAGUUUGUGGCAGGAGCCGGGGCAAGGGAGGGUGCAGCCGCGGAAAUUGAGCGGAACCCUCGGGGACCCGGCUCGGUUGCUGGCAGAAGAUGGCUGAGGCUGAGCGGCAGCCGCCCCCAGAGUCUUCAGAGGAGACCCCUCCAGCCACGCAGAACUUCAUCAUUCCGAAGAAGGAGAUCCACACAGUUCCGGACAUGGGCAAAUGGAAGCGUUCUCAGGCGUACGCUGACUACAUCGGAUUCAUCCUCACCCUCAACGAAGGUGUGAAGGGGAAGAAGCUGAGCUUGGAGUACACAGUCUCGGAGGCCAUCGAGAAGCUGGUCGUGCUUCUCAACACGCUGGACAGGUGGAUUGACGAGACCCCUCCGGUGGACCAGCCCUCACGCUUUGGGAACAAGGCCUUCAGGACCUGGUACGCCAAGCUCCAUGAGGAAGCAGAAAACCUUGUGGCCACAGUGGUCCCCACCCAUCUGGCAGCGGCUGUGCCCGAAGUGGCUGUUUACCUGAAGGAGUCCGUGGGCAACUCCACACGUAUCGACUAUGGCACAGGGCAUGAGGCAGCCUUUGCUGCUUUCCUCUGCUGCCUCUGCAAGAUUGGGGUGCUGCAGGUGGAUGACCAGAUAGCCAUUGUCUUCAAGGUGUUCAAUCGGUACCUGGAGGUUAUGCGCAAACUCCAGAAGACUUACAGGAUGGAGCCGGCUGGCAGCCAGGGUGUGUGGGGCCUGGAUGACUUCCAGUUCCUGCCCUUCAUCUGGGGCAGUUCGCAGCUGAUAGACCACCCAUUUCUGGAGCCCAGGCACUUUGUGGACGAGAAGGCCGUGAACGAGAACCACAAGGACUACAUGUUCCUGGAGUGUAUCCUGUUCAUUACUGAGAUGAAGACCGGGCCAUUCGCAGAGCACUCCAACCAGCUGUGGAACAUCAGUGCGGUCCCCUCGUGGUCCAAGGUGAACCAAGGUCUCAUCCGCAUGUAUAAGGCUGAGUGCCUGGAGAAGUUCCCCGUGAUCCAGCACUUCAAGUUUGGGAGCCUGCUGCCCAUCCACCCUGUCACCUCCAGCUAGCAGGGCUGAGUUGCAGUCACCCAGGCUGGGUUCCCGAGCCCUCCUGACCCCGGAUGCCCCUGCCCCACCCUGUGUUCUGUUUGAUGAGAGGCUGUUUACUGGGGUGGGUGCUAAGCAGGGCUUGGGCUGAAGGACCUGGGUUGGGAGAAGUGACCAAAGUGUGGCCAGUGUCCUGACCUCUCUGUGGCGGUCAGGCGAGAAGAGAGGAACUGGGACCUGACUCCUGUUCCCGGCCUCCCUCUCCCCCUUCUCUCCUGCAGUGCCACUUGGAGACCAGGGGCUGUGGGAAGGGGCAUCUUGCUUUCCAUUGCUUUCUCUCCCCUUUCCCACCCAUGCCUUUCCGAGGGUUAGAGUUCUGUUCCUUGCAGGGUGGGUCUGCUCCCCAGGCCUUGUUUGGGUGGGUAUCUGGGUGUCUGCUGCAGGGCUGGAGGCUGAGGUUGGUGGCCAGCCAUGGGGUGGGUGUGGAGAGGCCUUGCUGUUCCAGCUGGCGGGCUCCCAGGCUCCUCAUCGAGGCUGCCCCUGGGCCCAGGGCCUCAGCUUGGCUUUUGUGUUCUCCAGCCCUUGGCUUGGCCAUAACCACAUUUCUCCCUCCCCAGAGGUCACCCAGCUGUGAAAGCUGCCCUUUGGGUAGGUGCUGGGCUCUGGGAGGGCUCUGGAGUGUGUGAGGCCUGCCUUUCCAGAACUUUCCCAGCAUGGAGAGGCAGCAGAGACUCAGGGAGGGGCUUGGGGCUGAUUCCUCCGGGCGCCCAGGCCUGGCUGCUUCUGGCACCACUUCGCUACUGUGACUUCCCUGGGGCACUCAGCCUGCUCUGCUCCCUUGGGCAGGUGGGUGCUGGCGUGACCAGGCUGGGGGUAGCCACCCUAUGCUUCCUUGUCCUCCUGCCUCCAUGAUGGGAUGAGGUAAGGGAUGGUGCCCAGGCCCAGGUGCUGGCUCUCAGUGCGGGCCGGGCCGGGGGCACAAGUUGUGCUGCUAGGUGCCUACCCAUUUCCUCCUGCCCUCCUAGCCUGCCCUUCACCACCCCUCCUGGGUCUGGGUCCGUAGAACCUGUGGGGAAGGCACUCCGAGCAGCACGACCCAGGGGUUCAGUGGUCUGGGCAGAGGUUGGGACAGGAUUGUCAGACUCGAAGACAGAUUCUGGAGAGGCCGGCACAGCCUCCUCCCAGGCCAGGCCUUGGCCCUCCUGGCUCCCUGUCCCCUGGGCCCCAGCCCCUGCACCUGUGUUGCUGUUCGGAUUAAAGCCUCUGUUUUGCACCUGUU